UGUUACAUCAGCACCCUGCAUCACACGGGUACAUGACGAAAUACGCGCAAUGAGCAGCUCUUGAGUCCGUCGCCCUGGCAGAUGGAGGUGGCUAUUCCGCACGGUUUGCAGUGGUGUGACUGGCGCGGGGGCGGACGAAUUCGAGCUGUUGCGUUGAUUGGAUAGCAGCAACCAAACUUCCGAGCCAGCAGCAGAACAUUGCCCAUCUACUGAUCCGCCUUUCAGCUCUGCCCUACUUUGGAAGUUCUGGGUUUCGUCUCAUCCGCUCGGAAGCAGACAUGGUUCCUGAGCUGGGCGGCGUCGCCACGCCCGGCGACGGCCGCGACUCGGUCGAGGAGCUGGAGGACCAGCGCAUCAAGAACAACCUGGCCGUCAAGCGCAGCCGACUCAAGAGCCGUCAGAAGAUGAGCCAGAUGGUGGACAGGUGCGGCAAGCUCAGGAAGGAGAACACCCUGCUGGAGCUGAAGGCGGAUGCCCUGAUGAAAGAGCUGUCGUUCCUCAAGGAGAUGUUCCUCACUCAUGCCAGCGGCAAGAAGGAGUCGGCCAUCAGCCAGGCCGACCUGGACCGGAUCAUGUCGGACGACCUGCCGGGUCCGGAGCUGCCUGACCCGCUGACGCGGCUCGAGCCCGCCGACGAAGACCAGCUGCGCGCCAGCCGGCUGCAGGACGGCGAGACGCUCUGGCUACGCGGCGUCACAUCGCCGUAGCAGCAGCCGCUGCGCAACGUCUAAUGACAAACCAUACCGCUGUUGUGGGCCGGAGGUCGCCGCCGCCCGGGUUCCGCGGCGCCGCUGCCGG
Molecule: messenger RNA, 798 nt
Organism: Pollicipes pollicipes
Lineage: Eukaryota; Metazoa; Arthropoda; Thecostraca; Pollicipedomorpha; Pollicipedidae
Product: CCAAT/enhancer-binding protein gamma
Exons: 4
Coding region: 279-707 (142 amino acids)
Biological process (GO): regulation of transcription by RNA polymerase II; DNA-templated transcription
Molecular function (GO): RNA polymerase II cis-regulatory region sequence-specific DNA binding; DNA-binding transcription factor activity, RNA polymerase II-specific
Source: RefSeq, a predicted model, not a curated record